Brettanomyces nanus is the source of this 1455-nucleotide messenger RNA. RefSeq names its product centromere/microtubule-binding protein cbf5 (gene CBF5). Gene Ontology annotation, cellular component: box H/ACA snoRNP complex. The transcript has a single exon. Gene Ontology annotation, molecular function: RNA binding; pseudouridine synthase activity. The record is from RefSeq and is a predicted model, not a curated record. Bases 1 to 1455 code for a protein of 484 amino acids. Gene Ontology annotation, biological process: mRNA pseudouridine synthesis; box H/ACA sno(s)RNA 3'-end processing; rRNA pseudouridine synthesis. Lineage: Eukaryota; Fungi; Ascomycota; Pichiomycetes; Pichiales; Pichiaceae.
AUGUCGGAUGAAUUCAUGAUCAAGCCGGAGAAAUCUGCUCCUUCGGCAGAUACUUCAGACUGGCCUUUACUUUUGAAAGAUUAUGAUAAGUUACUAGUUAGAUGUUCUCACUAUACACCUAUUCCAGCAGGUUCUUCACCUUUGAAGAGAGAUAUCAAGAACUAUGUGAGUUCUGGUGUGAUAAACUUGGAUAAACCAUCAAAUCCAUCCUCUCAUGAAGUUGUUGCUUGGAUCAAAAGGAUUCUCAGAGUGGAAAAGACUGGUCAUUCUGGUACUUUGGAUCCUAAAGUGACGGGAUGUUUGAUCGUUUGUAUUGAUAGAGCCACCAGAUUGGUCAAGGCUCAACAGGGUGCUGGUAAAGAGUAUGUUUGUGUGGUUAGAUUACAUGAUGCUUUGAAAGAUGAGAAGGAAAUGGGUAGAGCAUUGGAGAAUCUGACUGGUGCUUUAUUCCAGAGACCUCCUUUAAUUUCCGCUGUCAAGAGACAACUUCGUGUGAGAACCAUCUACAAUUCUAAUUUGAUUGAGUUUGAUAGCAAGAGAGGAUUGGGAGUAUUUUGGGCAUCUUGUGAAGCUGGUACGUAUAUCAGAACACUUUGCGUUCAUUUGGGUAUGCUACUUGGAUGUGGUGGUCAUAUGCAGGAAUUGAGAAGGGUUAGAUCCGGAAGUAUGACAGAAAACGAUAAUAUGGUGACAUUACAUGAUGUCAUGGAUGCGCAAUGGAUCUACGAUAACAGUAGAGAUGAGACUUUCUUGAGAAGAGUGAUAAGUCCUUUGGAGACUUUGAUGGUUGGCUAUAAAAGAAUUCUUGUUAAGGAUUCUGCCGUUAAUGCGGUUUGUUACGGUGCCAAAUUAAUGAUACCAGGAUUAUUAAGAUAUGAGAAGACCAUUGAAUUGUAUGAUGAAGUUGUUUUAAUUACAACUAAGGGUGAGGCCAUUGCUCUUGGUAUCGCACAGAUGUCUACUGUUGAUUUGACGUCAUGUGAUCAUGGUGUAGUUGCUACAGUGAAAAGAUGUAUUAUGGAAAGAGAUACAUAUCCAAGAAGAUGGGGACUUGGACCUGUUGCUUUGAAGAAGAAGAAGCUGAUUAAGGAGGAGAAGCUUGAUAAGUAUGGAAGACCCAAUGAAAGUACACCAGAUUCUUGGAAGAAGGAUUAUGUUAGUCAUGAAGAUGAGGCAGCUCCAGCUGUUCCUGCUGAUAAGUUGAAGGUUCCGGAACUUCAGAAGGCAAAGUCUUCUAUAUAUGGUGGAGAGAAUGGAAAGACUGAAAAGGCUGAAGAGACUGAUAAGACUGAAAAGACUGAAAAGACUGAAAAGACUGAGAAGACUGAAAAAGAUGAAAAAGAGCAUCAUCACCACCAUCAUAAGCACGACAAGACCUCUAAGAAAAGAAAGGCUGAAGAUGAUAGCGGAGACAAGAAAAAGAAGAAGAAGAAAUCUAAAGAGUCCAAGGAUUAG